This is a messenger RNA of Trichoderma gamsii, 228 nucleotides long. Its product is annotated as elongator complex protein 1. The coding region runs from base 1 to 228 and encodes 75 amino acids. Gene Ontology annotation, biological process: mitochondrial electron transport, cytochrome c to oxygen. The transcript is spliced from 2 exons. The record is from RefSeq and is a predicted model, not a curated record. NCBI's taxonomy places the organism in Eukaryota, Fungi, Ascomycota, Sordariomycetes, Hypocreales, Hypocreaceae.
AUGAUCGCCCGCGCUGCCACCCGCACCACCUCCAUGGUCGCCCGCCGAGGCUUCCACACCACCCGCCCUCGCAUGUCCUCGCCCUACCACUACCCCGAGGGCCCCUACUCCAACUUGCCCUUCAACCCUCGCAGCAAGUACUUUGGUGCCGGCUACUGGACCUUCAUGACCGUUGGCUUCUUCGCUCCCUUCGGCAUUGCUGUCUACCAGACCUACAAGACCCAGUAA